This is a messenger RNA of Glycine soja, 2830 nucleotides long. Its product is annotated as putative pentatricopeptide repeat-containing protein At5g65820. The transcript has 3 exons. The record is from RefSeq and is a predicted model, not a curated record. Gene Ontology annotation, molecular function: protein binding. The annotation marks the transcript as partial. Lineage: Eukaryota; Viridiplantae; Streptophyta; Magnoliopsida; Fabales; Fabaceae.
AUUGAGCAUACGCAGAGAUUUCCGGCGCUUUUCUUCAGAAAACGUGAUAUCUCCCCUCUUCUAUCAUUGGUAAUCAGACACGAAAACACCCUUUGCCAUUUCUUCUGCACUACCUCUGAGUUAAGUUCUUCUCAAACCCCUUCUUCGCAGUUACCACCACCACAUUUCAAAUCAACAUUUGACAACAAUGCCUUAACAAACCAAUUUGGCUUCAUUCGCCUCCAAGAGAUUUCAAUAAACCACACAGACGACCAAACCCAUGACGAGUUUGCUUCUGAUGUGGAAAAGGUUUAUAGAAUAUUAAGAAAGUACCAUUCUAGGGUUCCCAAAUUGGAACUUGCUCUCAGAGAAUCUGGAGUUGUUGUGAGGCCUGGAUUAACAGAGCGUGUGUUGAAUCGGUGUGGUGAUGCCGGGAAUUUGGCCUAUAGGUUCUAUUCAUGGGCCUCAAAGCAAUCCGGUCAUCGACUCGAUCACGAUGCGUACAAGGCAAUGAUUAAGGUUUUGAGUAGGAUGCGGCAGUUCGGUGCUGUUUGGGCACUGAUUGAGGAAAUGAGGCAGGAGAAUCCUCACUUGAUUACGCCCCAAGUGUUUGUUAUUUUGAUGAGGAGGUUUGCCUCCGCGAGGAUGGUUCAUAAGGCGGUUCAAGUGUUGGAUGAGAUGCCCAAUUACGGGUGUGAGCCGGAUGAAUAUGUUUUUGGGUGUUUGUUGGAUGCUUUGUGCAAGAAUGGAAGUGUUAAGGAGGCUGCUUCGCUGUUUGAGGAAUUGAGGUACCGGUGGAAACCGAGUGUGAAGCAUUUCACUUCGUUGUUGUAUGGUUGGUGUAAGGAAGGGAAGCUUAUGGAGGCCAAACAUGUGUUGGUUCAGAUGAAGGAUGCGGGUAUUGAGCCGGAUAUUGUUGUUUAUAACAACUUGCUUGGCGGGUAUGCUCAGGCUGACAAAAUGGGGGAUGCUUAUGAUCUUUUGAAAGAGAUGAGGAGGAAGGGGUGUGAACCGAAUGCUACGUCCUACACAGUUUUGAUCCAGUCGCUGUGUAAACAUGAAAGGUUGGAGGAGGCAACACGUGUAUUUGUUGAGAUGCAGAGAAAUGGUUGUCAGGCAGAUCUUGUCACGUAUUCCACAUUGAUAAGUGGAUUUUGCAAGUGGGGAAAAAUCAAAAGGGGUUAUGAGCUUUUGGAUGAGAUGAUACAGCAAGGGCAUUUCCCGAAUCAGGUUAUUUAUCAACAUAUCAUGGUGGCUCAUGAGAAGAAGGAAGAACUGGAAGAAUGUAAGGAGCUGGUGAAUGAGAUGCAGAAGAUUGGUUGUGCUCCAGAUCUUAGCAUCUAUAAUACAGUCAUUAGGUUGGCUUGCAAGUUGGGAGAGGUCAAGGAAGGUGUUCGGCUUUGGAAUGAAAUGGAAUCAAGUGGGCUCAGUCCGAGCAUUGACACCUUUGUCAUCAUGAUUAAUGGGUUUCUUGAGCAAGGCUGUCUAGUUGAAGCUUGUGAGUAUUUCAAAGAGAUGGUUGGGAGAGGGCUUUUUGCUGCUCCUCAAUAUGGUACCCUGAAGGAGCUGAUGAAUUCUCUUCUAAGAGCUGAGAAGCUUGAAAUGGCCAAAGAUGCUUGGAAUUGUAUCACAGCUUCUAAAGGGUGUCAGCUAAAUGUGAGUGCAUGGACAAUCUGGAUUCAUGCACUCUUUUCAAAAGGACAUGUGAAGGAGGCUUGUUCAUUCUGUAUAGCCAUGAUGGAUAAGGAUUUAAUGCCGCAGCCAGAUACUUUUGCAAAGCUUAUGCGUGGUCUGAAGAAAUUAUAUAACAGAGAGUUUGCAGCAGAGAUCACGGAGAAGGUAAGGAAAAUGGCGGCUGAUAGGAAGAUCACUUUCAAGAUGUAUAAACGGAGAGGAGAGAGGGACUUGAAAGAAAAGGCAAAGGAAAAAAAGGAUGGGAGGAAGAGGAGGGCUAGACAAUGCCGAUGGGGUGGAGGCCGUCAGAAAUUAUAAUUUUCAUCAGUGAAGCUUGACAUAAAAUAUGUAGAAAUCCCAGAGGAGUGUGAUUUCUGGCAAGAAUUUGGUCAAGCAAAUCAAUUGAAUGGAAAUCUCAAGAUUUUAUUUACUGGUCAAUUCAUUAGAGGAUCUGUUUUUUCUCCGAGGUUAUGCAUUUGGUGGCAGGCAACAUGGCAAUUGGACAACUUUACAGUCAUCUGAUGAUUCUAUUUUUCAUGUGUACAGAUGGUUACUGGAUAAUGUUGUUCCGUAUCAACAUGUCUCCCUGGAGUUUUUAUAUCUGAACCUUUGCUCCAGCAACUAAGAAGUGACCAGCCAGUUCAAAUGCCAUUAGCGGAAAAGGAGGAAACAAGAAAGCAUGAAACUCAAAGGAUCCCAAACAGGGCAAUAUACUUUCUUUUUUCAAGAGAGUUUGAGAACUCCACAAAAAUCACAAUGUUCUAAAGAGACGACCCUUUUACAGGAUCAUUCAUCAACGUUAGUUCCCUCAUGAUGUCAGGAUAUUGCAUUAUGCAGUUCUGGUUCUUUUAGUUGAGGGUUUCACUGUAAUCUGGGUGCAGGAUUGGUUGAAAUAUCUUGACGUGUAAUGUUUUCCUCGCACUAUUGCUACUAUAACUACUCUGGUACUGUUCUUGCCUGAAAAAGUUUAGUUCACACACAGUUCCGCGCACAAUUAAUCAGGUUGUGAUGGGUAAUUCCUGAUCUCGGUUGAUUGAGAGACAUAGUAUCAUUUUAUGUAUUUUCGCUUUAAAGUAGGCAAAAAUGUUGUGAAUUAGGCCAAUUUAUGUUUUGCUUUAAAACAUUGUACGACAAUAUAAUUUUAAUUUUAACAGGAAACAUAGACCGAUAGCAAUAA